AUGCCCGACUGGACGUUCGUGAGCAAGUUCGGCGCGGAAGUCGCCAAGCGCGCUGGGGUUUCCAAGGAUCAGGUCUGGGAGUCGAUGAUUGGAGGAGGCCUACUUACCGUAACCGAUGGUGAGCAUGCAUACACCUUCACCGAGGAAGACAAGGCUGGCUUCGGCGAGAAGCUUUGGCAGUGGAUCCAGAAAAACCCCAGAGAGGUCACGAAGCUCACGGCAUGCAUCGCCGCUGGUCCCGCCGCCAUCUUCGCCGCCCCGGCGGCUGUAGGAUUGCUCGGAUUUGGACCGCUUGGGCCUAUCGCUGGCGCCAGAGCUGCAGCUGCCCAAGCAGCCAUGGGACCUGUCGCUGCUGGAAGUGCCUUUGCUGUCCUGCAAAGUGCGGGUAUGGGAGGUAUGGGGCUCAUUGUUGUCAAGGCGAUUGCUGCUGGUGGUGCUGUAGUUCCGACUUGCAGUUUCGCGGCUGUUAGCUUUUUGAAUGCGAUGAAAGAGGAGAAUUGUGGUAGCGGAGAGAGGAAUGAUGAGAAGAAGGAGAGGGAGAAGGAGAAGGGAGAGAAGAAAGACCAGUAG
Molecule: messenger RNA, 570 nt
Organism: Parastagonospora nodorum SN15
Lineage: Eukaryota; Fungi; Ascomycota; Dothideomycetes; Pleosporales; Phaeosphaeriaceae
Exons: 2
Coding region: 1-570 (189 amino acids)
Cellular component (GO): membrane
Source: RefSeq, a predicted model, not a curated record